AUGUCGAGGAAAGGGGUUAAGUACCGAUUGAGUUGGAUGUUGCAUGACGAAAAUAUCGAGAAUGUGGAGCAUGUGAGUCUCGAUCCCGAAGUUCAGCGAGAAUUGGGUUGCUCAAUCGGCGAGCACGUGUUUCUGGAAUAUCCUUGGGCUUAUGUGUCGCGAAAAGCUGUUUUGAGGCUCGCCAACAAUGCGGACUCGUCACUGCAGCUAUAUCAAGAUAGGAUCGAAGCUUACGGUGGCGAUACUUUCCUUGUGGGCUAUUCAUCUACCGAAUUAAUCGGUCGAGAGUUCGUGAUCUGCUUAACGGAGGAUGCGAGAUCGACAAUAGUAAGGAGGAAUGCUGAUAUCAGUAAAAAAAUCCAGAGUGAGGUCAUCCGAAAGAUCAAGAAGACCGGUAGAUCAUGGAAAUCUCUCGGAAGUGAGACGGCAUUAGAUGAGGGCUUGAUCAGAAGCACGAGAGAGUUCUUCGAGGUAGAAAUGUACCUUCCGAUUAAGUCUUUAGGCCUAAAUCGACAACUCUGUGACAGAUCUUCGGAAGGAUCUUGGGAUAGUUAUGUGGAGUUAAUUCCAUACGAGAGAUUUGAGAAUGUUGAGAGAAAAUGCGUUUCUAAAAUGACCCAAACACACUUCGAGCCGCGGGAAAUCGAAGUACAAACCUAUCCUGGUUAUCCUAAGAAUGUCUGGACCCAAUACUGUUACGAGGAUACUUUGGGGUUGCAAGAUGAUAACAUUGAAUCGGAGAAGGAGAAGGAGGCGGAGGAAAAAGAAUCGGCCGGGGAGAAAUCCGAAAAAGAGUCUGAAGAAAAGAAGACGACCGAAGGAUCAAAAGAAGUGUCCGAGAUUGACGCGGAACAAAAACCGGUGGAGAAAAGCCCCUUGGAGCUUUUCUUAGAAGAUCGCGCUCAGGAAAUGAUUGAGGCUGUGUGUUACAAUACGGUCGUCAACGUGCAUGUGGAUGACAUCGAGACGCUUGCAGAGCGAGAUUUUGAAAUAAUCCGGCCGCGAGAUGAGAUUGCUUGUGCGGAACGCUUUUCCCUUAUCGACUUGAGCUUCACAGCGGGCAAGGUCAUCUCCGACGUUUCCUGGCAUCCAGGUCUCGUCGAAUACGUAGCUGUUUCUUACAUUAUCACACCGUCGCGCGAAAUUGUCCGAUUUUCAUCAAAGCGUGGUGUUGUAUCGAAACCGGAGCCGACAGUGUUGGUGUGGUCCCUUGCUGAUUCUCUUCGGCCUCAAUUGUCAUUGUGGUGCCAUCAGGAAAUCUACUGCGUCUCCUUCUGCCCAAUGAAUGUCGACUUUAUAAUCGGCGGUUCCGCGUCUGGUCAGGUAGUCGUCUGGAAUAUUCACGGGCAAAUAGAAGCUCGAGAUAUUAAAGACACCGUUUCUAUUACCUCUGUGUUUGUGGUAUCCGAUCAGGAUCAUUCACACGAGCUGCCGAUUCGUCGGAUACAGUGGCUUCCUGAUAAUUAUAGGAUAGACCCAUCCGGGAAACUGACGAAGCUGUCCACUAGCUCGAGCUGUCAGUUUUUGACGAUUUCCGAGGAUGGUAUCGUCGCCAUUUGGGAUCUUCUUAGAUACUCCGUUACGUCUCAGUUGAAGCCGAACGAUCGAGAGAAUCUUAACGGUAUUUUUCGACCAACGUAUCGCUUGAACGUUCGACCUUCCGAGAACCUGUCUUUUACACCUCUUCACCUGUGCCUUCCAUCCAUCGAUGCUUUUCAAGAAAGCGAUAGGCGUAAUGAAUUAGAUUCCACAGACGUCGACUGCACGAAAAGACUGUGGAUCGGUACUGCGCAGGGACAUUUCGCUUGCUGCACUUGGGAAGGUCAGGUGUUCGACAUGGAAACGUCCGUUUUAGAGGAGUGCAAACUUCUUAAUUGCUCGUCCGCGCACGACGGUCCCGUUGCAACGAUUCUUCGAUCGCCACAUCUUUCGGAUGUUCUCCUGACGAUGGGCGGCCACGUCUUUGCCAUUUGGAAGGAUGACUAUCUGGAUCUUCCUCUGUUUAGACGAAAAUCUGAUUGUGUAUAUACCGCGUGUUGUUGGGGCAAUCGACCAGGAAUUUUCUUGAUGGGUACUAGUUUGGGUGAUCUGGAAAUUUGGGAUAUCAAAAGAUGGGCAAACAAGCCGGUGUUCACGCAGACUAUUUCUAGAAAACCGAUAACUCUCUUAUCGCUUCAAGAGUCGUGUAAAUAUGAUACCAAGCUAUUCGGUGCCGGUGAUUGUAAUAGUGCAUUUCGUAUUUUUGAAGAACCAAAGGAAUUCGAAGAUGAUAUACUUGAAAGAAUGGACUGGUUUGAAGAAUAUAUAUGGCGAGAGGUGAGAAGAAAAAAAAUAUUUUCUUCAUGGCAGAAAGAUUUUCUUCAAAACGAUACGACAGCUAUCGCUAGAAGGCAAGCUAGAGCAAACGAGGAACAUAGAUUAAAACUUGAAAUGGCAAGGUUGAAACUUCAUACAGAACAUGAAGAACGAUUGAGAUUGGAGGCCGAAGAAGAAGAACGCAAAAAACCGAAAUCCAAAGAUACUGUAUGGAAACUGCGUCAGCAAGAGAGAAUGAAAAAAGUCCUUUUAGAGAAGAAGAAAUUUCGUCCACGAGAAUUAGAGGAGAAGAGGCUGCCAUUGAUUCGUUUAGCUGAAGAGAGAAAUGCGAAGAUGAUCAAAGCAAAGAACGAAACUACUCUUCGGGAUAAGCAUUUUGAUAACUUUAUGUCUCUCAAAUUUCCUGAAUAUUACGAUCGUAUAGAAAAAGAUAAGAUUUCGGAAGAGACACGUGAGACGAUAAAGGAUGAAGAAAUAGAUGUAUAUCUGGAAGAGUUUUAUAAAAUUAGAGAUGAAGCGCGAAAGAUGAUAGCGGAGAAGCUGCAUUCUCCAAAAUUUGAUUGGAACACUUGUGUAAAAAAGGGAAAAGAAAGGUUAUAAAACGUGAACAAUGUGUAAAUGCAAAAGUUUUUCCGAAACGCUCUCCUAUAAGAAGAGCGACUACUAUUUUAAUUUUGCGUGAUGAUAAUUUAAGUUGUAAAUGUGAGUUGAUAAGAUAAGAUAGUUCAAAUGCUCAGAAAAUUUCUUCAAUGAAUUACACAU
Molecule: messenger RNA, 3078 nt
Organism: Trachymyrmex cornetzi
Lineage: Eukaryota; Metazoa; Arthropoda; Insecta; Hymenoptera; Formicidae
Product: WD repeat-containing protein 63
Exons: 1
Coding region: 1-2916 (971 amino acids)
Biological process (GO): cilium movement involved in cell motility; inner dynein arm assembly
Cellular component (GO): inner dynein arm
Molecular function (GO): dynein light chain binding; dynein heavy chain binding
Source: RefSeq, a predicted model, not a curated record